CCACAGGUCAGCCCUGUGCCCGACACCCACCCACUCCUCGUCUUCGUCAACCCCAAGAGCGGAGGGAAGCAGGGAAAGAGAGUCCUGCGGAAGUUCCAGUACCUGCUGAACCCCCGGCAGGUCUACAACCUGCAGCAAGGAGGACCCAACCCAGGACUCAAUUUCUUUCGGGACGUGCCAGAUUUCCGCAUCCUGGUGUGCGGCGGGGAUGGCACUGUGGGAUGGAUCCUGGAUGCCAUUGACAAAGCCAACCUUCCCCGACGACCACCUGUGGCCGUUUUGCCCCUGGGCACCGGCAACGACCUGGCGCGGUGCCUGCGCUGGGGUGGAGGCUACGACGGGGAGAACCUGGUGAAGAUCCUGAAGGACAUCGAGGGCAGCAGCGUGGUGCAGAUGGACCGCUGGCACCUGCGGGUGCUGCCCACCUGCCCCACCGAGGCUGGUGACCCCGUGCCCUACGAGAUCGUCAACAACUACUUCUCCAUUGGGGUGGAUGCCUCCAUCGCGCACCGCUUCCACGUCAUGCGGGAGAAAUACCCCGAGAAAUUCAACAGCAGGAUGAAGAACAAACUCUGGUACCUGGAGUUUGCCACCUCCGAGACGCUCUUUGCCACCUGCAAGAAGCUCAAGGAGUGCCUGAGCAUCGAGGUGCGCCUCAUCCCUGCAUCC
Molecule: messenger RNA, 669 nt
Organism: Meleagris gallopavo (turkey)
Lineage: Eukaryota; Metazoa; Chordata; Aves; Galliformes; Phasianidae
Source: RefSeq, a predicted model, not a curated record